AUGAGAAGACCUGGGUUACCAAAUCAAGGUAAUACAUGUUAUUUAAAUGCUGUUAUUCAAGCCUUAUAUUCAUGUUCAUCUUUUAAAAAUGAAAUUUCUCGGAUGUCUAAAUUAUUUAAUUCUAAUAAAAAUAGUUUUAAAUUAAAUUUGAAAUUAAUGUUGUAUUUUGAUGUAAUUCAUAAUUUAUCAAUUUUAUUAAUAAAUAUGGAACAUGGAAAUACAAAUGGUCUCAAACAAUUUACAAAUUCUAUUAUGAGAAUGAAAAAAAAAUUUUCAAUUCAUAGUCAACAAGAUGCACAAGAAUUUCUUUUGUAUCUAUUGGAAGCAGUUGAUGAUUGUCGUGAAUAUUUGAAACGAAAUCUUAACUGUGAUUUAAUAAGUCCAUUUAAUGCUUCAUCAGCGCAAAAAAUUAUAUGUCAAAACUGUAAAAAUGUUUCAACAAAAGAUCAACGUUUUAACAUAUUAACAAUUCCUUUAAAUGCAAAUUAUAAUGAAAAUUCAGAAAAAUAUGGGUCAUGGAGCUUGACUAGGUGGGCUAAUGUUGAACAAUUAAAAGGAGAAAAUAAAUAUUCAUGUAGUCAUUGUGCAUCUAAACAAAAUGCUUUUAUGUAUCCAUGGAUAAAAGAACAACCCCAACAUUUAAUUUUACAUUUAUGUAGAUUUGGAAUAGCUACAUCAAGAAGUUACUCUAAACAUGGAAAUUAUGGUUUUAUAAAAAAAAUUAAAGGUUGUUUUCCUAUUCCUUAUUUUAUACCAUUUUGUCAUCAUUUUUUUCAUGGAAAAUAUUAUGAUAGUGAAUAUUAUGAACGUUUGUUAAAAUCUACAGAAGAUGUUAAUUUAAUAAAAGCACAAUAUUCAGAUGAAAGAUUUAUAUCUCAAGAGUUUGUUGGUUAUUAUUUAUAUGCUAUGGUAAUUCAUAUAGGAAACAGUAUUGGGUCGGGUCAUUAUGUGAUGGCAUAUAGAAUGAAAACAAAUAAUCCAUUAAAUUGGAGAAUAUAUGAUGAUGCCUCAACAUAUACUAUGGAUGUUUUAACUUUAUAUCGUAAUCAAAAGUAUUCACCAUAUUUACUGUUUUAUGAAUUACUUAAUUAA
Messenger RNA from Strongyloides ratti, 1092 nucleotides. RefSeq names its product Ubiquitin carboxyl-terminal hydrolase 46. Gene Ontology annotation, molecular function: cysteine-type deubiquitinase activity; cysteine-type endopeptidase activity. The record is from RefSeq and is a predicted model, not a curated record. Bases 1 to 1092 code for a protein of 363 amino acids. Lineage: Eukaryota; Metazoa; Nematoda; Chromadorea; Rhabditida; Strongyloididae. Gene Ontology annotation, biological process: protein deubiquitination. The transcript is spliced from 2 exons. Gene Ontology annotation, cellular component: cytosol; nucleus.